Molecule: messenger RNA, 1754 nt
Organism: Ornithorhynchus anatinus (platypus)
Lineage: Eukaryota; Metazoa; Chordata; Mammalia; Monotremata; Ornithorhynchidae
Product: alcohol dehydrogenase S chain-like
Exons: 9
Coding region: 322-1446 (374 amino acids)
Biological process (GO): retinol metabolic process; retinoic acid metabolic process
Cellular component (GO): cytosol
Molecular function (GO): zinc ion binding; all-trans-retinol dehydrogenase (NAD+) activity
Source: RefSeq, a predicted model, not a curated record
AAACUGUGACUGGCACAUAAUAAGAGCAUAAAAAGAAACCCAAACCAAAGAAACUUGCAGUUUUCUAAGGUUUUUUGCUUCUCCCUGGGGAUUUCUGGUUGGCAGGACUUCCAGCGUUAUCUGACCUUUAAUAACGCUGCAAGUCAUUUUGGUUUUGUCACUGGAACAAAAUGGGUGUGGCUAAUGGGGCCGAGGGGAGGAGAGGAGUUGGGAAGGCUGAAGUGACUGAAAGCCACCCCAGUGAGCAGGACACUACCCAGCAGUGAAAACACCCAAGGAUCCCUCCGUCUCCUCUACCUCCAGAAGCAAGAAAACUUCGGGAUGGACACGGCAGGAAAAGUCAUCCGGUGCCGAGCGGCCGUGCUGUGGGAGGUGGGGAAACCCUUGUCCCUGGAGGAGGUGGAGGUGGCCCCUCCCAAGGCCGGAGAGGUCCGCAUCAAGAUCUUGGCUACGGGAAUCUGUCAUUCCGAUGAGCACAUGAUACAAGGGAUGCUGGUGUCUUCGAUCCCCUCCAUCAUUGGCCACGAAGGAAUCGGGGUCGUGGAAAGCGUGGGAGAAGGGGUGAGCUGUGUGAAACCAGGAGAUAAGGUGAUCCCACUCUUUAUGCCCCAGUGUGGAAAAUGCAAGUCCUGCUUAAACCCCAACUGUAACGUCUGCGACAACUCAAGGAACUUCAGCCAGGGGUUGAUGGUGGACGGCACGACCCGAUUCACUUGCAGAGGGAGGCAAAUUCACCACUUCUGCAACACGAGCACCUUCGCCGAGUACACGGUGGUAAACGAAGCUUCGGUCGUCAAGGUGGACGCUGGGGCCCCCGUGGAGAGGUCCUGUCUCAUCGGCUGUGGGUUUUCCACCGGUUUUGGAGCUGCUAUCAACUCUGCCGAGGUGUCCCCGGGUUCCACCUGCGUGGUCUUCGGUCUGGGAGGGGUCGGCCUUUCUGUCGUCAUCGGCUGCAAAGUGGCCGGGGCCGCCCGGAUCAUCGGGGUGGACAUCAACAAAAACAAAUUCGCCAUCGCAAAGUCUCUGGGCGCCACCGAGUGCGUCUGCCCGCAGGAUUUCGAAAAGCCGAUCCACGAGGUGUUGAUCGAGAUGACCGCUAAUGGCGUGGAUUUCUCUUUCGAAGUCAUCGGGCGACUGGAUACCAUGAUAUCAGCCCUGAUGACCUCUAACCCCUCUUACGGAAUCAGCGUGUUGGUUGGACUGCCCCCUCCCCAACAAGAACUCGCCUUCCACCCCAUGCUGCUCCUCAGUGGACGGACGUGGAAAGGGUGUCUGUUUGGAGGCUGGAAGAGCAAAGAUUCUGUCCCUAAGCUAGUGUCCCGUCUCAUGAAGAAGGAAUUCAAUGUGGAACCGUUGAUAACCCACAGGCUCCGUUUCGAUCAGAUCAACGAAGGCUUCGAGCUGCUGCGGGAGGGAAAGAGCAUCCGCAGUAUCCUGUUAUUCUGAGGCCCCAUCUGAGCCCAGACUCCUGACUGGGCGGUUGAUGUCAGCCUCGUCUCCCAGCAGUCCUCAGAAACCAAUUUCGGGAAACGGUCUCUCCGUGUUCCUGCUCAAACCACCCAGUGGAUCCGGAGUUGGGUGGGAAGAUGAUUUAUGAAGAAAUUAUUCCAAACCGCAAGGCAAGGGGUGGCGGAGAAGAGAGUGAUCAUUCCAAAGCCUGAAUAUCUCAGCCCUUCCACUUCUGUAAAGUCACAGCUAUCUGGACCCGAGAACAAAGUGUAAGAAUAAAGUCUUUGGGCAUCUCUGAAUAACAA